GGCUGCAGCUGUCACUCCCCGGAAAGCACAAGGGCCGGCAUGUAGAGCGCUACGUCGCAGUGUCACUCAGAAGAAGACCGUUAAGAGCCGCCAUGUUGCUGAGCAGAGCAACCAGUGGGUCAGAGCCUGGCCGGGAAGUAGAUCUGGAACAGGACCUCCAUGUGAGGGGUACCACAGAGGGGCCAGGGGACGUCAGUGAGCUGGAGUUCCUGGAGGACUCCUCCGUCUCCACCUCCUGCUCCACCUCCUGCUCCUCCUCCUCUCCCGAAGCAGUGACAGGAGAGUCCUUCUGCCAGUGUGAGCUCCAGGCAGCCCCCGGCCACGGGACCCCGCUACAGGGCCCUGCGGCAGAAUGCCUCUGUGGGGAGGAGGACGACGGCUUCAGUUGGGUGUGGGAGGAGACCAGUAAGUCCACCGAGGUGUCUCUGAGCUGCGGUGGGAGGAAGGCCAGCUUCCACGCCGACUACAGCUGUGGCACGGCGGCUACCCGCGGUACCGAGGCCCUGGCCGAGGGCCAGCACUUCUGGGAAAUCAAGAUGACCUCCCCGGUGUAUGGGACCGACAUGAUGGUUGGUGUCGGAACGUCUGAGGUGAACCUGGACAAGUUCAAGUACAGUUUUUGCAGCAUGUUGGGCAACGACGAAGACAGCUGGGGACUGUCCUACACAGGUCUGCUGCAGCACGGGGGGACCAAGGAGAUGUUCUCCCCCAGGUUCGGCCAGGGCUCCAUUAUCGGGGUACACCUGGACACCUGGCACGGAACCCUCACCUUCUACAAGAACCGGCACUACAUAGGUGUGGCCACCACCCGGCUGCAGAACAAGGCCUUCUACCCCAUGGUCUGCUCCACAGCCGCCAAGAGCAGCGUGAAGGUGAUCCGAGCACGCCACUCCCCCACCUCCCUGCAGUACCUCUGCUGCGCUCGCCUUCGCAAGCAGAUGCCCCGCUGCCCAGACGUGCUGCGGGCGCUGGACCUCCCGCCGGGCCUCCUCCGUCUCCUCCAGUCCCAGCUGGGUUGGGUCUUCAACCUCCCCCAGGGACCGGAGCAGCCACUCAGAGACACGGUGGCCAACGACCUCACCCAGGACCCGAUGGGUCCCCGAUCCUCUGGCAGCCCAGUGUCCACCCAGAGUGCCUCUCCCUCCCCCAGCCCGCUCAACGACACACCGCCCUGCCGGGCGUGUCCCCAGGGGUACCUUGACACCGGGGGUACCUGCGUCUGUCCUCCGACACCCCCCAGUAGUGACUCCUCUGAGCCCGAGGACUACCAGAGCAAGCAGGGCUGCAGGACUUGAGCCCGCCUACAUCCUCCCCCGCUCUCCCCAAACGGCUGCUGGCAGUAUACCAGGGGCCCCGGGGAGCCAAUCAUAGCUUUUGUCCGAUUUCUAUAAUUUGCCCAAAGUAAAGUCAUACGCUUAUACACUAGCAGCCACAAGCACACCUAUGGAGCUUCAUUAUGUCAUUGUUUACCUAAAUGAUAAUCAUCCCGUUACACUUAUCAAGUUUGUGUUUUGUGACGCGGAUUUGGAUUUGUGUUCAUAUCAUAUUGUGAUAAAAUAAAACACAUCUACCGUUCUAACUUGAAGGUCAGCAGAAAAUAUACUUUAAUGCUGUUGGAACAGUUGGCCUUUUCAGUAACUAUGCUGGCUUAUUGGCCUCUGCUACUGUGGAAAAGUAGUGAACAAAGAGUCGCCAUUUAGCCAAUACACGCAUGACUUCAUAUCCAUAUCAUGUUUGUGUGCCCACUGCCCAUCAAAGACAUUUGUGAAUGAAGGAGACACAGCAACGUUGCAAGGGACAGAGUACUGCAACACUAUGAAUGGCUCAGGUCUACAACAGCAUCACCUGUGGUGAAACGGCUGUUUCACCAAACCUUAAAUGCCAAGAUUGAUUUUAGCUUAACUUAAAAAAAGAAAAAAGCUUACACAAACGACUUCUAUAACCUACUACACCAAUGGUGGAAGGCUUGAUGUGGUUGUCGGUUUAUGAUCUGACAACAAGCCACUUUCAAUGUUUUUCUCAUGGAUCGGCUUCCAAGAAGUCUGGAUUUGUGUAAUGGAUUCUGUAGAUACCAGAAUUUCAUUUUUUUAUGCAAUCUACAGUAGUUAAGGUUUAAACAGCCAUUGUCAUUUUAAUGCUUUGAAAUGUGAAUGAAUGUAUAUUUUCUUACUUUGUACUGAGGAAACUCAUAAAAUUAAACAUUACCUAUUUCCGCACAACCUGAAUGAUUGAUUUCUUCAAAUGUAUAUGAAUGCAUGUCCAUUAAUCCUUACAAUUAAAAGAAAAUCAAAAACGGAACAGUAAUUUUUUUAAUA
Gadus chalcogrammus (walleye pollock) is the source of this 2315-nucleotide messenger RNA. RefSeq names its product splA/ryanodine receptor domain and SOCS box containing 3b (gene spsb3b). The transcript is spliced from 7 exons. Gene Ontology annotation, biological process: proteasome-mediated ubiquitin-dependent protein catabolic process. NCBI's taxonomy places the organism in Eukaryota, Metazoa, Chordata, Actinopteri, Gadiformes, Gadidae. Gene Ontology annotation, cellular component: SCF ubiquitin ligase complex. The record is from RefSeq and is a predicted model, not a curated record. Gene Ontology annotation, molecular function: protein binding. The coding region runs from base 93 to 1295 and encodes 400 amino acids.